AUGAAUGGUUCUCCUGACGACAGCAGUCUGCUUUCCUCUACCAGCUUCUUAAGAGGCGCCCAUGUUUCUAACACACGCUUUGGUGAAGAGCUGAGCGUGUUCAUGUUUGCUGUGAACAUGGUCCUUGGGACAGGUGAUGGAUGUGGACACACUGUUCUGGGUCCUGAAAGUGGAACACUUGCCUCAAUAAACUACCCACAGACCUCUCCCAAUAGCACAGUUUGUGAAUGGGAAAUUCGUGUAAAGCCUGGGCAGCGAAUUCAGCUCAAAUUUGGUGAUUUUGAUAUUGAUGACUCAGAUUCUUGUCAUUCAAGUUACUUAAGAGUUCACAAUGGGAUUGGCCCCACCAGGACAGAGAUAGGAAAAUACUGUGGCUUUGGCUUUCAGAUGGAUGGUUUAAUUACUUCAAAAAGUAAUGAAGUCACGGUACAGUUCAUGAGUGGAACACACACUUCUGGACGUGGAUUUCUUGCAGCUUAUUCAACCACUGACAAAUCAGACCUAAUUACCUGUUUAGACAAUGCAAGUCAUUUUUCCGAACCAGAAUUCAAUAAGUAUUGUCCAGCUGGGUGUGUGAUUCCUUUUGCUGAUAUUUCAGGCACUAUUCCCCAUGGAUACAGAGACUCAUCAUCACUUUGUAUGGCUGGUGUUCAUGCAGGCGUUGUGUCAAAUACUCUGGGUGGUCAGAUUAAUGUUGUAAUCAGCAAGGGCAUUCCGUACUACCAGGGCUCCCUGGCGAACAAUGUCACCUCAAAAGUGGGACCGUUAUCUACAAGUCUCUUCACGUUUAAGACGAGUG
Apaloderma vittatum (bar-tailed trogon) is the source of this 799-nucleotide messenger RNA. RefSeq names its product discoidin, CUB and LCCL domain-containing protein 2-like. The transcript has 7 exons. The annotation marks the transcript as partial. Lineage: Eukaryota; Metazoa; Chordata; Aves; Trogoniformes; Trogonidae. The record is from RefSeq and is a predicted model, not a curated record.